Molecule: messenger RNA, 3801 nt
Organism: Hermetia illucens (black soldier fly)
Lineage: Eukaryota; Metazoa; Arthropoda; Insecta; Diptera; Stratiomyidae
Gene: alpha-Cat
Product: catenin alpha
Exons: 14
Coding region: 495-3263 (922 amino acids)
Biological process (GO): cell-cell adhesion; cell migration
Cellular component (GO): adherens junction; catenin complex; actin cytoskeleton
Molecular function (GO): cadherin binding; structural molecule activity; actin filament binding
Source: RefSeq, a predicted model, not a curated record
AAUUUCGUUUUACAUAAGCUCAAAAAUUUUUCUGAAAAUUAGUUUCUAUAAAUAAAAAACUAAUUGUUAUAUAUUUGAUUGUCGUCAUUUAAUAACGAACUGUUUUCCCCCAUUCUUCCAAAGGGAAAUUCCCUCAAAUUUCCGGCGAAAGCAACCCAAGGCCCGCAGCCGGCGAAUUCAACUGUCACUUCAUCGUAUCGGGCAGUCCGAAUUCUUGCGCAUUCCAUCGAUCCGUCACAGCAGGUCGCCAUAUUUGCACUUGAACUGAAAUUCGGAAACUUCCCAAGUAGAUUCCGUGUUUGCGGUGAGAAAUUGAAUUCCAAGCGAUUGAAAAGUGUAUCCUCCGGGGACUAGCCGACUCGAAUUACAUUUUCUGAAUUGAAGUGAACAAAGAGUGUUUGCGCGAAGUUAAUAAAGCCCGGAACCCGCCUGAAUUUUGUGUGCCCUAGAAAGUGUUUUGUGCGAAUCCAGCAGCGAACAAUCGGCGAGUAAAAAUGGGAACAAUCACCGACUUCGGGCAAAUGGCUCUGAAAUGGGAUCCAAAGAACCUCGAAAUUCGUACAAUGUCUGUGGAGAAGACGCUGGAGCCGCUCGUUCUUCAGGUUACGACGCUGGUGAAUACGAAGGGACCGAGCAAGAAGAAAAAAGGCAAAUCCAAGCGUGCAAGUGCACUGGUGGCAGCUGUUGAGAAAGCUACUGAAAAUUUCAUUGAAAAGGGUGAACAAAUUGCCUAUGAAAAUCCUGAUAUCACCCAAGAAAUGUUGGCAGCCGUUGAUGAAGUGAGGAAAACCGGUGAUGCUAUGAGUAUCGCUGCCAGAGAAUUCUCCGAAGAUCCUUGCAGUUCCAGUAAACGAGGAAAUAUGGUGCGAGCUGCGCGUAACCUUCUUUCUGCUGUAACCCGACUUUUGAUUCUUGCCGAUAUGGUCGACGUACAUUUACUUUUGAAGUCCUUACAUGUCGUCGAGGAUGAUCUCAACAAGUUGAAGAAUGCUUCCAGUCAAAAUGAACUCUUGAAUAAUAUGAAGCAAUUUGGGAGGAAUGCCAACGAAUUGAUCAAACAAGCUGCCAAACGCCAACAAGAAUUGAAAGAUCACCAGCUCCGUGAUGAUCUGGCAGCAGCGCGUGCUGUAUUGAAGAAACAUUCAACAAUGCUGCUGACCGCUUCUAAAGUCUACGUUCGUCAUCCUGAGUUAGACUUGGCCAAAGUUAACCGUGAUUUUGUUCUGAAACAAGUGUGCGAGGCAGUGAACACUAUAAGUGAUGUCGCCCAAGGUAAAUCGUCACAACCAAAUGAAAUUUACAGCGGUGCAGGUGAAUUGGCUGCUGCUCUGGAUGAUUUCGAUGAAAGUGUCAUCAUGGACCCGCUUUCAUACAGUGAGAAACGUUCACGACAACUUCUAGAGGAACGUCUGGAAAGCAUUAUUAGUGCAGCUGCUUUAAUGGCCGAUGCUGACUGUACUCGUGACGAAAGGCGCGAACGCAUUGUCGCUGAGUGUAACGCCGUUCGCCAAGCUCUGCAGGAUCUACUGUCUGAAUAUAUGGCCAACUUAAUCGCUGCAAAAGUAAGAAGGACGAUGGGUCAAAAAGAGCAGACUCCCGGUUUAGAGCGCGCAAUUGGACAAAUGUGUCGGAAAACUCGUGACUUACGACGUCAAUUGCGCAAAGCUGUGGUUGACCACGUUUCUGAUUCAUUCCUGGAAACAACCAUGCCUCUGCUUGACUUAAUUAAAGCUGCAGAAAGCGGCAAUGAGAAAAAAGUACGAGAGAAAGCCGAUGUUUUCACUAAACACGCAGAGAAGUUGGUUGAGGUGGCUAAUUUGGUGUGCAGCAUGUCAAAUAAUGAAGAUGGGGUGAAGAUGGUCCGUUAUGCAGCGGCUCAAAUUGAAACACUAUGCCCACAAGUUAUUAAUGCCGCUCUAAUUUUGGCCGCUCGACCAAACUCCAAAGUGGCACAAGAGAACAUGGAUGCCUAUCGUGCUGCUUGGGAGAAUCAAGUUCGUAUUCUGACUGAAGCAGUUGAUGACAUUACAACAAUUGAUGACUUCUUGGCUGUUUCUGAAAACCACAUCCUGGAGGAUGUAAAUAAGUGUGUGCUCGCUUUACAAGAAGGUGAUGCACAAGACUUAAGGAAUACAGCAGGAGCGAUUCAAGGUCGAUCGGCUCGUGUUUGCAAUGUGGUCGAAGCUGAAAUGGAUAAUUACGAACCAUGCAUUUACACGAAACGGGUAUUGGAAGCGGUAAAAGUUUUGAGAGAGCAAGUUAUGUCGAAGUUUGCGCAACGCGUUGAUGUUGCAGUUAAUGCUUUGUCUUCCAAUUCAUCGAAAGAUGUGGAUGAAAAUGAUUUCAUCGAUGCUUCUCGGUUGGUAUACGAUGGUGUCCGUGAAAUUCGACGUGCUGUUUUAAUGAAUAGGAGCUCUGAUGAUUUGGAUACUGAUACCGAGUUUGAACCUGUCGAAGACAUGACACUGGAAACUCGAAGUCGAUCAAGCGCACACACUGGCGAUCAAACAGUUGAUGAAUAUCCUGAAAUUAGUGGCAUCUGCACUGCAAGGGAAGCCAUGCGUAAAAUGAACGAGGAAGAUAAAAUGAAGAUUGCCCAGCAAGUUGAAUUGUUCCGACGUGAAAAAUUAACAUUUGAUUCUGAAGUGGCGAAAUGGGAUGACACUGGCAACGAUAUAAUUUUCUUGGCAAAACAUAUGUGUAUGAUUAUGAUGGAAAUGACAGAUUUUACAAGGGGCCGAGGACCGCUAAAAACUACAAUGGACGUCAUCAAUGCUGCCAAAAAAAUUUCCGAGGCUGGUACUAAACUAGAUAAACUGACACGUGAAAUUGCAGAAAAAUGUCCUGAGAGUAGCACAAAAGAUGAUCUGUUGGCUUAUCUGGAACGUAUCGCUUUAUAUUGUCAUCAAAUUCAAAUCACAUCUAAAGUAAAAGCCGACGUACAAAAUAUCAGUGGAGAGUUGAUAGUUUCAGGGCUGGACAGUGCUACAUCUUUGAUUCAAGCUGCAAAGAAUUUGAUGAAUGCUGUCGUAUUAACCGUUAAAUAUUCGUACGUUGCAUCGACAAAGUAUACGAGACAAGGCGUCGUUGCGAACUACUCUCCAAUUGUUGUGUGGAAGAUGAAGGCACCGGAGAAGAAACCACUUGUACGGCCGGAAAAACCCGAAGAAGUGCGCGCUAAAGUGCGCAAGGGAUCGCAAAAGAAGGUUCAAAAUCCAAUACAUGCUCUGUCGGAAUUCCAAAGUCCUGCUGAUGCAGUUUAAAGAAAUAUAUUAAUUGUACCUGGCAUAAGGGGCACCAAAUUUGAUACACUUAAAACCACACGUACUGUCUCUCUGUAGUUGACAAAAAGUAUAGGAAUUAUGCUGAUAAGCAAUGACGAGAAAAAUAUUUUAUCCUAGACCUUAAAUCAGUAAAAAUCAUAUAUUUUAGAGAAUAGAGUAGAGAGGAACGUAGGAACAGUGAUUCAUGAGACAAAAUUCAAGUAUAAAGAAUUAGACUAGUUGAUUGAUUGUAGGAAGAUAUAAUGAAAUGUGAAGGAGAAUAUCACGGUGGCCAAACUGAAAUGCGCUUGCCUCUUACUUCUUUUCGAGCCUAUUGAGUUUCGUUCGGCGUUUUCGGAUAUGAUUGAAUACAUGACUCCGAUUUGUGAAUUUUUUCCAAGAAGAAAUCGAAUCAAAAGAAAAUAUUUUUUUUAAAGUUACAAUUAAAUUAUUAUUUAUAUUUUUCAUUUAAACUGGUAGAACUAAGUUGCGAAUUUUUUACAUGCAUAGUACACAAAUAUACAUAUUCCAUUUUUUA